GUAGGGCUGUGGAAAACAAGAGGCUAUCAAGUGCGUUGGAAACGACCCAUUCGACUGCGGCGAAGGAAGGUGAUCCGUGCGUUUUCCUUGACCCCCCUCUCUCGACGUCGCCAACGGCCGCUGCUUCUCUUCCUCAGCUCCACCAGGCGAGGGGCUAAGUACCACAAACGUCUUUCCCCACCGAUCAGGGACCGUUGCCGCAGCCAUGGGCAAAGGCGACCCGAACAAGCCCCGGGGCAAGAUGUCCUCGUACGCUUAUUUCGUGCAAACGUGCCGCGAGGAGCAUAAGAAGAAGCACCCGGACACUUCGGUCAACUUUUCCGACUUCUCCAAGAAAUGCUCCGAGAAAUGGCGGACAAUGUCAGCAAAAGAAAAGGGCAAGUUUGAAGACAUGGCAAAGGGUGACAAAGUUCGCUAUGAUAGGGAGAUGAAAAGUUAUAUUCCUCCUAAAGGGGAGAAGAAGAAGAAGAAGGACCCCAACGCCCCCAAAAGACCACCAUCUGCUUUCUUCCUGUUUUGUUCUGAGCAUCGCCCAAAGAUAAAAAGCGACCACCCAGGUUUGUCUAUUGGUGAUACAGCAAAGAAACUAGGCGAAAUGUGGUCUGAGCAAACAGCAAAAGACAAACAGCCCUUUGAGCAGAAGGCAGCAAAACUAAAGGAGAAGUAUGAGAAGGAUGUUGCAGCAUAUCGUGCCAAGGGGAAGGGUGAUGCAGGAAAGAAAGGUCCAGGUAGGCCAGCAGGCUCCAAGAAGAAAGUAGAACCUGAAGAAGAUGAUGAGGAAGAAGACGAAGAAGAGGAGGAAGAUGAGGAGGAGGAGGAAGACGAAGACGAAGAGUGAAGUUAUAAAGCUGCUGUAAAGAUUUUGUGCUCAAAAGUCAAUGAUUUUGCUAAGAAUGUGAAGUCGAGUGCAGCUCAUUGUUAGCUUCAGUAUAAAAACUGUACAGAAUUGUGUAUAGGUAAUGUGAUUGUAGGGAGACCUGUAUUCUAAUGUAAGUAGUAGCUGAAUGCCACUACUGUUAGAUUUUUAAAAGCUGAUAUUGUCAAAUGUUCAGGCAUAUUUAAUGGUUCUUUGGAUUCAGUGACAGCUUGAUUUUGAGCAGAGUUAAAAAAAAUGGUAGUAAAAUUGGUAGUCAACCUUGUCUUGCAUACUAUUGCAUUGUAUUACUUUUUUAACAAUUUUGUAAUAAAAUGAUGUACAUUA
Messenger RNA from Podarcis raffonei (Aeolian wall lizard), 1201 nucleotides. RefSeq names its product high mobility group box 2 (gene HMGB2). Bases 206 to 838 code for a protein of 210 amino acids. Gene Ontology annotation, molecular function: DNA binding, bending. The transcript is spliced from 5 exons. The record is from RefSeq and is a predicted model, not a curated record. Gene Ontology annotation, biological process: regulation of transcription by RNA polymerase II. Lineage: Eukaryota; Metazoa; Chordata; Lepidosauria; Squamata; Lacertidae.